This is a messenger RNA of Racocetra persica, 143 nucleotides long. NCBI's taxonomy places the organism in Eukaryota, Fungi, Glomeromycota, Glomeromycetes, Diversisporales, Gigasporaceae. The record is from the annotation of a GenBank genome assembly.
AAUUAAUGGGAAUCUGGUUAGAUGGGAUUCGAACUGUCGAAAUUACUAAUCAAGGUUACAAACAACUACGUACACAACCUCUCAUAGUUAGUCUCAAGAAAUUGCAUAGUGUUCAAACUAGCAAUUUGGAUUUUAUAAAUGAG